AAAGUCAAAACCCUAGGAAGGGAUUUGAGUGGCAUAUAUAUAUUCUCCCCAAAUGUUCGCUCAUAACCUCUCGGUUUGUAGCUGCUGUAGAAGAGAGGGAGCGAAAGGAAGCAGAGGACAAUCAUGGUGUCGCUGAAGCUCCAGAAGAGGCUUGCCUCUAGUGUCCUCGGGUGCGGCAAAGGAAAGGUCUGGCUUGAUCCAAAUGAAGGCAACGAGAUCUCCAUGGCUAACUCCCGCCAGAACAUCAGGAAGCUCGUCAAGGAUGGUUUCAUCAUCAGGAAGCCAACCAAGAUUCACUCCCGCUCACGCGCACGUCGUAUGAAGGAGGCCAAGAGAAAGGGACGUCAUUCUGGAUAUGGUAAGCGCAAGGGUACCAGGGAGGCUAGGCUUCCAACCAAGAUCCUUUGGAUGCGAAGAAUGCGUGUUCUGAGGCGCCUCCUCCGUAAGUACAGGGAGGCUAAGAAGAUUGACAAACACAUGUACCAUGACAUGUACAUGAAGGUUAAGGGUAAUGUCUUCAAGAACAAGAGAGUGCUCAUGGAGAGCAUCCACAAGUCCAAGGCAGAGAAGGCAAGAGAGAAGACAUUGUCCGAUCAGUUUGAGGCCAAGAGGGCAAAGAACAAGGCAAGCAGGGAGAGGAAGUUUGCCAGGAGGGAGGAACGCUUGGCCCAGGGACCGAUGGCUAUGGAGAAACCUGCUCCUGCACCAGCUGCUACUGCACCUAAAGCAACUGAGUGAGGUUCCAAGCAAGAAAUCCAAGAAGUGAGAUUGCUGGACAAGUGGAUGAAGGUUUUGGGAGUUUUGUUUCGUUGUGUCUAUUUUAUUUUCUGUAGCAGCAGUUUAGCUCUUACGUUUUGGUUGCUCAAGGCACGGAUGUUUAUUUUCUUGGAUUAUGUUUGUAUGGAUAAUUUUACUUGCUGCCCUUCUAGACUGGUUAAAUAUAUUUGCAGAUUUUACAGAAUAUGUAAAAUGUUGUGGUUUUUGCCUUUUGUCUUCUUUCCUGCUUUACUUGAGUUAUAGAUUACUCUUGAUUCAGCAAUGGUAUGCUGGUUCUACUAAAUUAAUUCACAAGG
Molecule: messenger RNA, 1073 nt
Organism: Linum tenue
Lineage: Eukaryota; Viridiplantae; Streptophyta; Magnoliopsida; Malpighiales; Linaceae
Source: the annotation of a GenBank genome assembly